Molecule: messenger RNA, 1167 nt
Organism: Bathycoccus prasinos
Lineage: Eukaryota; Viridiplantae; Chlorophyta; Mamiellophyceae; Mamiellales; Bathycoccaceae
Product: cyclopropane-fatty-acyl-phospholipid synthase
Exons: 1
Coding region: 1-1167 (388 amino acids)
Source: RefSeq, a predicted model, not a curated record
AUGGCAACAACAACAACAACAACAACAACAACAACAACAACGGGGACGAAAAAAAGCGCCACCAUCUCCGUCCUUCAUUCGCUCCGUCUCGCUCUGUUUCAAAUCUUCUAUCGCAUCUUUCUCGAAUACUUGGUCGAGAAGAAUUUGGUUCCCGACUUCAUUCUUCGGGCCGGCAUUCGGUACAACUUGCGAACGAAAUGUUUAGGACGCUUUAAAUCGAACGAAGAUGAGUUGCAGUAUGAAAUGGAUUUCAUCCGAGGAUUAAAAACCAAAGCCGUGGCGGUAGAGACGAAUUUAGCGAACGAGCAACACUACGAAGUCCCGACGGAGUUGUAUUUGCACUGUCUCGGCUCAAAGCUCAAAUAUAGUUGCUGUUUGUACGAGUUGUCGUCGACGUCGAGGAGGACUUUAAACGAAGCCGAGGUGAAGAUGAUGGAGCUUUAUUGCGAACGGGGCGAGUUUAAAGACGGUCAGGAGGUUUUAGAGUUAGGUUGCGGAUGGGGUUCUUUAUCGCUCUUCUUGGCGGAAAAAUAUCCAAACUCGCGAAUAACCGCCGUGUCAAAUAGUAAGACGCAGAAAGAGUUCAUCGACUUGCGCGCUCGAGAGAGAAACUUAACAAACUUGCAAAUCAUUACGCAAGAUUUGAACGUUUUCAAGCCACCUUUAGGGAAAAAUUCGUACGAUAGAAUCGUAUCCAUAGAAUGUUUUGAGCACAUGAAGAAUUACGAGGUGUUGUUUGGUCGAUGCGAACAGUGGCUGAAAUCCGGCGGAGAAGCGAAGAUGUUUUUACACAUUUUCGCGCACAAAACGUAUCCGUUCCACUUUAUCGCCGAGAACGAGUCGGAUUGGAUGAGUAAAUAUUUCUUUUCCGGCGGAACGAUGCCGAGCGAACGCAUGUUUGCGUAUUUCACGACGAAUAAGUUGCAUUUGAAAACGCAGUGGCGAGUAAACGGUAAGCACUACAGUAAGACGUGCGAGGACUGGUUGAGAAAAUUUGAUACGAACAGAAAAGCAGUCGAACCAAUUAUCGCUCAAACGUACGGUAAAGAUCUAACGACGAAAUGGUACGUGUAUUGGAGACUGUUUUUCCUGUCGUGUUCGGAGUUGUUCAACUAUUCAGACGGGAACGAAUGGUUCGUCAGCCACUAUUUAUUUGAAAAGUGUUAA